CUAGUAAAGCGAACGGGACUUCUUCUGGAGGUGGUCCUCAACUUCUCGGCUUUGCGGACAACAUUGCAGGUGGAGGCUCCCCUUCCUCUUUAGCAGUUGUAGUUGACGACGAUGCGACGGUCGAAAAAGUCGCCGGUCGAUUUCUCUACCUAGGCGGUGCAUUGCUGCAAGGACAACGUGUGCAAGUACAACGUGAUCACCAUCGCAUUGAGCAUCUCGAAUUCCUGCAGUUGUUGCUGCAACAAGUCGUGAUGUCACCAGAUCAUGGAGGUCAAUUUCUAGCUGAAGAAUUGAGGCAACUCCGAGACCACCUAUUAGCGCAGCUUUCCCAAGUGCGAUGUGAACGAGAGUUUUCGAUAGAAACCGGUGGCGUACAGUGCGAAGUAUUCGGGGUGGACGUGGUCAAAUCAUUGGUGCACUUUGUCAAAUACAGCGUUAGCGGUCUUUCGGGUGCAGCAUUGCCGAUUCAUGUACCUCAAAGUACUGGUACUGCCUCUGACGAUCAGACUGUCUUGAGCACAGACGAUACAGCCUCAAGAGUCUCAUUGUUGGCAAGCAACGUCCUGAGAAAACUUUGCCUCUGCUGGGAACAACAUCAAGGACACACGAGACCGUUGUCCGACUUUUUGAUCGUGAACUGUGCACCAGCCUAUCAUCCUGACACGGCAAGGCAAAUGCUGAUGGCGGAAGUAGCUGAUGCUCAGAAGAAACCGGCGGAAGCUGCUGAAAAUGCAGCAAAAGAUGAAGGGGAAAAGAAAUGUCUUGCGGCUGAAGGAGGAGCAUUUGCGAUUACGAAUGGGACUACUUCUUCCGCGCCAGGUAAGAAACCUCGUGGACACGAUAGUAUUUCCUUGAGCCACUUGCUAGUGGAGCACAUCCUGAAAUCCAUGGGCGACUGGAAUAAUCCCUUGAGACUCGAGCUCAGAGAAGCAUUGAUGGCCUUAGCUGCUGUGGGCGUUCGCACACAGACGAGCGCUUUCUCUAUGGAUUUAGGACGCCCGCUGCUUCGCCGAUCAAUAGAGGUGAUCCAAGAAUGCCUGAGGAAAUUCGAAAAGGCGAAAGCGACUUCGAAUUCCGGUAGUAGUGCUAAGAAUGUAGUUGGCAGUGAUGCUAAAGGAGCUGCAACAUCCAGUAAGCAGAUGCGGGUAUGGUUGUGCACGUAUGUGCCGCAACUCUGGCAUGCCAUGCAGG
Messenger RNA from Amoebophrya sp. A25, 1191 nucleotides. The record is from the annotation of a GenBank genome assembly. NCBI's taxonomy places the organism in Eukaryota, Dinophyceae, Syndiniales, Amoebophryaceae.